Spea bombifrons (plains spadefoot toad) is the source of this 939-nucleotide messenger RNA. RefSeq names its product putative olfactory receptor 2B8. Gene Ontology annotation, molecular function: G protein-coupled receptor activity; olfactory receptor activity. The transcript has a single exon. The coding region runs from base 1 to 939 and encodes 312 amino acids. The record is from RefSeq and is a predicted model, not a curated record. Lineage: Eukaryota; Metazoa; Chordata; Amphibia; Anura; Pelobatidae. Gene Ontology annotation, biological process: G protein-coupled receptor signaling pathway. Gene Ontology annotation, cellular component: membrane.
AUGGCUUGGGAAAAUGCUACUGUUUUCACUGAAUUUAUCCUGCUUGGACUCUCCAGUAACCAAAAAACACAAAUGAUCCUCUUUUGCAUCUUCUUGAUUUGCUAUCUAAUUAUUUUGAUUGGAAAUUCUGUCAUUAUUAUAGUAACGCUAGCAGAAAAUAGUCUUCAGACUCCAAUGUAUUUUUUCCUCACCAAUCUUUCUUUCCUUGAUAUCUGCUAUUCUUCAUCAGUUGUGCCUAGGAUGCUGAAGGAUAUGUUGUCAGCACAAAAAAAGAUCUCAUAUGCAGAAUGUGUGGCACAAAUGUAUCUAUCACUUUCUUUGGGGGAAACAGAAUGUAUCCUGCUUGCUAUAAUGGCUUAUGAUAGAUAUGUAGCUAUAUGUUAUCCAUUGCAUUACACUUCAAUAAUGAACAAAUCAGUUUGUAUAAAGAUGUCCGUUGCUACCUGGAUGUGUGGGUUUCAACUGUCUAUUUUACAUGUUGUACUUACAUGGGACACCAGCCUUUGCGGACCAAACGUUAUCAACCAUUUUAUGUGUGAGGUCCCGGAAAUCCUAGCAUUGAGUUGUCGAAGUGUUGCACUAAAUGAAUUUGUGAUAUUUGUUAUUGGCGUAAUUGUAUUAAUGAUACCAAUCACUAUUAUUAUCAUGUCUUACGUGAACAUAAUCUUCGCCAUUUUAAAAAUCACCUUAUCUACCAAACAGAUAAAAGCCUUCUCUACUUGUGGGUCUCAUGUGGUGGUCGUCACAUUAUUCUAUGGCUCAGCUAUGGCUACAUAUAUGAAACCCAGGUCCCAAUCCACACCAUGUACUGACAAAAUGUUUGCUAUUUUUUAUACAAUUGCUACUCCAAUGCUUAAUCCUUUAAUCUAUACACUAAGGAACAAGGAAGUUAAAAAAGCUGUGAAGGUCAGAAUUCAGAAUAUUUUUCUAACUACAUAA